This is a messenger RNA of Coregonus sp. 'balchen', 27300 nucleotides long. NCBI's taxonomy places the organism in Eukaryota, Metazoa, Chordata, Actinopteri, Salmoniformes, Salmonidae. The record is from the annotation of a GenBank genome assembly.
AUGGCUGAGGAGGAUAAAGUGCAAGGACUACUGCUCUCUGCCCUACUCUCUCUCUUCGGCUUUAACGUUUGCCACUCUUUCCCCUCCAAGUUUUCGCAGCAGUGGGAAGGCAGGGCUGCGGUAAGACAAAACCCUAUUCUCUCUGCACUUUAGUGACUGUGAUCACAUGAGAAAAUUUAGGAGACCCCCGAGUGCCUCCCUCAGGCUCUCCCCCCGGCGCCUUCUCAGGUUUUCAGCCAGGUGCAGAAGUCAGCAUGUCAGCCCUCUAUCCGGUCUUACAGACACACGGAGCAGGACGGCAAUCUGUCUUUCGCCAUCCACUGUGGCCCUUUUCCCCUUGCCUAUGGCCUUUUUGCUUCUGGCUUGCUAUGGAGCGAGCUACAGUAUCACAGUCAAGCCAGCUCUGGUAUGCGCUGCUCUGGUUUUCCCUCCAGAGGACGCUGCUACUCUAUACACAAGGCAGGAGAACCCUAACCAUAUUCACUUCCCCAUUCUAAGGGAGAACAGGUUUCCAGGGCUCGCUGUGAGACCCCCUCAACCUUUUUAAGGAUUUUGAGGGGCAUUUUUUCCCUCUACAUUGCAAAGGCGACUUGGCUCUGUUAUGGAGAACACUCUCCAUUGAGCUAGAGAUCAGUCAGUAUAGUAAUUCCUUACUUUACUUUCUGGGUCUUAGGGAAGAGGGGGGGACAGUGCCCCCACCAGGUGUCAGAGCCCCAGACAGCAAUCUGGUACUCCCGAGUCCACAAAGCUUCAGCUUUUCCUCGUCCCGUUUUUUUAGUGCGAUUGGUUCACACAGCCGGGCCACUGCCUGCUUUGCCUCCCAAUCUUACGGGAGCGAGCGGCUGAGGAGAUAUCUUUGCUCUUGACAACCCUCCUCAUGGUGCAGGGUCAAGACAUUCCAGUUACGUAGCUGUCCUACUGCCCAGGAUUAGGAAUACUGCGAUGCAGUUGUUUCCUUCUUCCUCCAGCUAUAUUGCCUGACUUCUUACAUCAUGGUGCUGGCUGCUCUGUCCCGAGAGAGCCUGCUUCAUGCAUCUAUCCAGAAUGACUUGCUGCAGCCUGAUAGAAGCGACAACCCUAUUAGGGCCCUGGGAGACCCCAUCCCAAAAAUGACAGUGAUCAUGCAGUUUAGGGUGGAAGAGCUUACACACCCAGGAAGAAUUGCGUAAUGCCGCACGCUUUCCUUCCUAUGUUGCCUACCCUUCCCUCUUCUGUCUACACGGAGGAAGGGAAUAGGGCCUUCCCCUCAUCUUCGAGCGCCUCGAUGCCCAGUGAUUUUCCAGUCGGCAGUUACAGCAACUGCUUAUGACCAGUCCUGGCAGCUAUCAUCAUGCAGGGUUAUACCCUAGCGAACGAAGCAAUGCUAUAUCCUCUCCCGGAUGCUUUAACCCUCUGGACCACCCAUACACAAAAAAUGUAUGCACGCAUGACUGUAAGUCGCUUUGGAUAAAAGCGUCUGCUAAAUGGCAUAUUAUUAUUAUUAUUAUUAUUAUUAUUAUUAUUAUUAUUAUUAUUAUAGCUGGUGAGAGAUAUACAUGUACAGUGCAUUCGGAAAGUAUUCAGCCCCCUUUUCCACAUUUUGUUACGUUACAGCCUUAUUCUAAAAUUGAUUAAAUGCAUUUUUUCCCUCAUCAAUCUACACACAAUACCCCAUAUUGACAAAGGGAAAACAGGUUUUUAAAAAUGUUUGCAAAUUAUUUAAAAAACAACAGAUACCUUAUUUACAUAAGUAUUCAGAUUCAGAUGAUUUAGAAAGGCACACACCUGUCUAUAUAAGGUCCCACAGUUGACAGUGCAUGUCAGAGCAAAAACCAUGCCAUGAGGUGAAAGGAAUUGUCCGUAGAGCUCUGAGACAGGAUUGUGUCGAGGCACAGAUCUGGGGAAGCGUACCAAAAAAUGUUGGUGGCAGCAGCAUGCUGUGGGGUUGUUUUUCAGUGGCAGGGACUGGGAGAGGAGUCAGGAUGGAGGGAAAGAUGAAUGGAACAAAGUACAGAGAGAUCCUUGAUGAAAACCUGCUCCAGAGUGCUCAGGACCUCAGACUGGGGUGAAGGUUCACCUUCCAACAGGACAAAGACCCUAAGCACAAACCUAAGACAGCGCAGGAGUGGCUUCGGGACAAGUCUCUGAAUAGCCUUGAGUGGCCCAGCCAGAGCCCUGACUUGAACCUGAUCGAACAUCUCUGGAGAGACCUGAAAAUAGCUGUGUAGCGACGCUCCCCAUCCAACCUGACAGAGCUUGAGAGGAUCUGCAGAGAAGAAUGAGAGAAACUCCCCAAAUACAGGUGUGCACAGCUUGUAGCUUUAUACCCAAGAAGACUCGAGGCUGUAAUCACUGCCAAAGGUUAUUCAACAAAGUACUGAGUAAAGGUUCUGAAUAGUUAUGUAAAUGUGAUAUUUCCGGGGUUUAAAAAAAAUAAAUGUUCAAAAAGUUCUGAAAACCUGUUUUUGCUUUGUCAUUAUGGGGUAUUGUGUGUAGAUUGAUGAGGGGAAAAAAACGAUUUAAUCAAUUUUAGAAUAAGGCUGUAACGUAACAAAAUGUGGAAAAAGUAGAGGGGUCUGAAUACUUUCAGAAUGCACCAUACAUAUACACUUUAUAUACAAAUGUAUGUGGACACCCCUUCAAAUGAGUGAUUUCGGCUAUUUCAGCCACACCCGUUGCUGACAUGUGUAAAAACACACAGCCAUGCAAUCGCCUUAGACAAACAUUGGCAGUAGAAUGUCCUUACUGAAGAGCUCAGUGACUUUCAAUGUAGCACCGUCAUAUUUCUGCCCUGCUAGAGCUGCCCCGGGCAACUUUAAGUGCUGUUAUUGUGAAGUGGAAACGUCUACGAACAACAACGGCUCAGCAGUGAAGUGGUAGGCCACACAAGCUCACAGAACGGGACCCCGAGUGCUGAAGCGCGUACAAAUCGUCUCUCCGCGGUUGCAACACUCACUACCGAGUUCCAAACUGCCUCUGGAAGCAACGUCAGCACAAGAACUGCUCGUCGGGAGCUUCAUGAAAUGGGUUUCCAUGGCUGAGCAUCCGCACACAAGCCUAAGAUCACCAUGCACAAUGCCAAGCAUCGGCUUGUGUGGUGUAAAGCUCGCCGCCGUUGGACUCUGGAGCAAUGGAAACGUGUUCUCUGGAGUGAUGAAUCAUGCUUCACCAUCUGGCAGUCCGAUGGAUGAAUCUGGGUUUGGCGGAUGCCAGGAGAACGCUAUCUGCCCCAAUGCAUAGUGCCAACUGUAAAGUUUGGUGGAGGAGUAAUAAUGGUCUGGGGCUGUUUUUCAUGGUUCGGGCUAGGCCCCUUAGUUGCAGUGAAGGGAAAUCUUAAUACUACAGCAUACAAUGACAUUCUAGACAAUUCUGUGCUUCCAACUUUGUGGCAACAGUUUGGGGAAGGCCCUUUCCUGUUUCAGCAUGACAAUGCCCCUGUGCACAAAGCGAGGUCCAUACAGAAAUGGUCUGUUGAGAUCAGUGUGGAAGAACUUUACUGGCCUGCACAGAGCCCUGACCUCAACCACAUCGAACACCUUUGGGAUGAAUUGGAAUACCGACUGCGAGCCAGGCCUAAUCGCCCAACAUCAGUGCCCGACCUCACUAAUGCUCUUGGGGCUGAAUGGAAGCAAGUCCCUGCAGCGGUGUUCCAACAUCUAGUUGAAAGCCUUCCCAGAAGAGUGGAGACUGUUAUAGUAGCAAAGCGUGGGACCAAUUCCUAAUGCCCAUGAUUUUGGAAUGAGAUGUUCGACGAGCAGGUAUCCACAUACUUUUGAUCAUGUAGUGUAUAUAUAUAUAUAUAUAUAUAUAUAUGAGAUAGUAUAUAGAUAUAGUAUAUAUAGUAUAGAUAUAUAUAUAUAGAUAUAUAGAUGAUAUAUAUAUAUAUACACCACACACACACACACACACACACACACACACACACACACACACACACACACACACACACACACACACACACACACACACACACACACACACACACACAGUGAGGGAAAAAAGUAUUUGAUCCCCUGCUGAUUUGAUACAUUUGCCCACUGACAAAGAAAUGAUCAGUCUAUAAUUUUAAUGGUAGGUUUAUUUGAACAGUGAGAGACAGAUUAACAACAAAAAAAUCCAGAAAAAUGCAUGUGAAAAAUGUUAUAAAUUGAUUUGCAUUUUAAUGAGGGAAAUAAGUAUUUGACCCCUCUGCAAAACAUGACUUAGUACUUGGUGGCAAAACCCUUGUUGGCAAUCACAGACGUCAGACGUUUCUUGUAGUUGGCCACCAGGUUUGCACACAUCUCAGGAGGGAUUUUGUCCCACUCCUCUUUGCAGAUCUUCUCCAAGUCAUUAAGGUUUCAAGGCUGACGUUUGGCAACUCGAACCUUCAGCUCCCUCCACAGAUUUUCUAUGGGAUUAAGGUCUGGAGACUGGCUAGGCCACUCCAGGACCUUAAUGUGCUUCUUCUUGAGCCACUCCUUUGUUGCCUUGGCCGUGUGUUUUGGGUCAUUGUCAUGCUGGAAUACCCAUCCACGACCCAUUUUCAAUGCCCUGGCUGAGGGAAGGAGGUUCUCACCCAAGAUUUGACGGUACAUGGCCCCGUCUAUCGUCCCUUUGAUGCGGUGAAGUUGUCCUGUCCCCUUAGCAGAAAAACACCCCCAAAGCAUAAUGUAUCCACCUCCAUGUUUGACGGUGGGGAUGGUGUUCUUGGGGUCAUAGGCAGCAUUCCUCCUCCUCCAAACACGGCGAGUUGAAUUGAUGCCAAAGAGCUCGACUUUGGUCUCAUCUGACCACAACACUUUCACCCAGUUCUCCUCUGAAUCAUUCAGAUGUUCAUUGGCAAACUCUAGACGGGCCUGUAUAUGUGCUUUCUUGAGCAGGGGGACCUUGCGGACGCUGCAGGAUUUCAGUCCUUCACGGCGUAGUGUGUUACCAAUUGUUUUCUUGGUGACUAUUGUCCCAGCUGCCUUGAGAUCAUUGACAAGAUCCUCCCGUGUAGUUCUGGGCUGAUUCCUCACCGUUCUCAUGAUCAUUGCAACUCCACGAGGUGAGAUCUUGCAUGGAGCCCCAGACCGAGGGAGAUUGACAGUUCUUUUGUGUUUCUUCCAUUUGCGAAUAAUGGCACCAACUGUUGUCACCUUCUCACCAAGCUGCUUGGCGAUGGUCUUGUAGCCCAUUCCAGCCUUGUGUAGGUCUACAAUCUUGUCCCUGACAUCCUUGGAGAGCUCUUUGGUCUUGGCCAUGAUGGAGGGUUUGGAAUCUGAUUGAUUGAUUCCUUCUGUGGAGAGGUGUCUUUUCUACAGGUGUCUUUUAUACAGGUAACAAGCUGAGAUUAGGAGACUGUGCUCCUAAUCUCAGCUCGUUACCUGUAUAAAAGACUACUGGGAUUCAGAAAUCUUUCUGAUUGAGAGGGGGUCAAAUACUUAGUUUCCCUCAUUCAAAUGGAAAUAAAUUUAUAACAUUUUUCACAUGCGUUUCUCUGGAUUUUUUUGUUGUUAUUCUGUCUCUCACUGUUCAAAUAAACCUACCAUUAAAAUUACAGACUGAUCAUUUCUUUGUCAGUGGGCAAACGUACAAAAUCAGCAGGGGAUCAAAUACUUUUUUCCCUCACUGUAUAUAUAAGCAAUAGACAGGCCUGCGACUCUUGGAAAAGAGUGCCAGCCCCUUUCGCAUGCUCUUUGUUUUACAGUUGUUGCUUUUUUCUUGGAGUAGUGGUAUGACUAAACAGAUUGUUCCUUCCUGCACUCUGUUUUCCAUGGUCCUAUGCUUCUUGCAGGAUUUUUGGGAUUGAGAGAAGGCUCAUCGUUGUUAUGGUCCUUUAGCCGAUUUCUCAGCCUUUCAAAGCCCUGACAGUGAAACAGUUUAUCCAUAACUGUUGUGUCAUUUCUAAGGGGGUCUCGUCGCUUACUCCCAGCCUCUAAGACUUUAGCUCGUCCUGGGUUUUGACUAUUGUGCUUAAGAUCCUUUCACAGCAGCUACUGGCUGUCGAAAAGCGUGGAGAGGUAAUAUUCCUCCAUCUUUCGCUUUACACUGCCCUUGGUGUCCCUAAGCGUAUGUGUGUGGUCUGUGCUCUACCAGCUGCUGUUCGCUCCCGCUGUCUACUCAGGUUUUUUUUAGGUUAAAGUACCUAACCCCAUCUUUGGCCCGGGUCGGCUUUUUUCCAUUUUCACACCUUGGAGCUUAUGGCUUUUCCCAAGAAGGGCGUCUCUGUCAUUGUGCAGUACGCCCGGUUUGCAUCUACUUGGAUUGUAGGAGAGCUCAGGCAAGGGUGUUAUGGUGCUCAUUGGGCUACCUCCCUCGGAAGAGGGUGGGCCCUUCUCUUUUUUAGAGAAUAUCCUGCCAGAUCAUGGGGCUAUUAAAUUGAUUUAUAAUGGCGUGGGUGACAGCCUUCGGAGCGGCCUGGAAGAGCCCUCUCCUAUAGAGGAGUUUACCUCUUGGGCACUGUUUUUGGGACAUAUCUCAUAAAAUUGAGAUUGUGUGCCACGUAUUGGGCUUCCCUUCACUUUCUGAAGUUUUUCCCGAUGGGUUGUUUCUUCAUCCUUGGUGCCUACUCCCUCAGUUUUGGAGCCUCUGAGGGUUGCUGACGUUGGGACUACCCUGGCUUCGGAGAGCAUGUCUUUAAGAUAUGGGAGUUGGCCAUAUCUUCAUUGUGAGAAAUCAAAACAAAUAACUGAAAGAUAACUUAAAGUUACUUGCGUAACCCCGGUUCUCUGAUAUUAUGAGUGAGAUAUCUCACCGCAUUCCCCUGCUCGUAAGAGCACUAUGUCACGGAUUCUGCCGAGGCUGCCCCUCCUCCUUGCUCGGACAGGUUUCGGCAUUCGUCGUCACCGGAGUACUAGCUGCUGCCGAUCUAUGUUCUACCUGUUGUGUCAGAUUGUUUCACACCUGUUGCCCAUCUUGUGAUUACUCCGCCCCUAUUUAACCCUGUGGCUCCCGUUGUGUUCUGUGCGUGUUUGUUGUUUGUUCUCGGAUGUCGUUGGUGAGCGGGUUUAUUCCUCCCUGCGUGGAGGCUUCUUGUUUCUUUACGUGAUUUAGUAAAGAUACGUUUUUCCCUUGAGUUCUGUGUCCUGCGCCUGACUUCAGUCUACCGCAUACACUGACACCGUGACACACUAGGAAGUGAAGCAUGCUUGAGAAUAACCGGAGUACAGGAGAGUGGCUCCUUUUAAGGAAGGCUCACCUGAUUCGCCACUCUACCUGUCUCCAACAGAUGCUUUUGAUUGGUUCUUCCGAGAGUAGGGGAUCCUAGAGAAUCCCCAUUGUGAGAUAUCUAACUCAUAAGAUCAGAGAACCAGGGUUACACAAGUAACUAAGUUCUAUAAUCUUUUGUUUUGGUUGUAAACAUAUAACAUAAAUUAUAUGUACAGUGCAUUUGGAAAGUAUUCAGACCCCUUGACUUUUUCCGCAUUUUGUUACGUUACAGACUUAUUCUAAAAUCUAUUAAAUCGUUUUUUCCCCUCAUCAAUCCACACACAAUACCCCAUAAUGACAAAUCAAAAACAGUAGUUUUUUUUGGGCCAAUUUGUCAAAUAAAAACGGAAAUAACCCAUUUACAUAAGUAUUUACUCUUUACUCAGUACUUUGUUGAAGCACCUUUGGCAGCGAUUACAGCCUUGAUACUUCUUGGAUAUGACGCUACAAGCUUGGCACACCUGUAUUUGGGGAGUUUCUCCCAUUCUUCUCUGCAGAUCCUCUCAAGCUCUGUCAGGUUGGAUGGGGAGCGUAGCUGCACAGCUAUUUUCAGGUCUCUCCAGACAUGUUCGAUUGGGUUCAAGUCAGGGCUCUGGCUGGGCCACUCAAGGACAUUCAGAGACUUGUCCCGAAGCCACUCCUGCGUUGUCUUGGCUGUGUGCUUAGGGUCGUUGUCCUGUUGGAAGGUGAACCUUCGCCCCAGUCUGAGCUCCUGAGCACUCUGGAGCAGGUUUUCAUCAAGGAUCUCUCUGUACUUUGCUCCGUUCAUCUUUCUCUCAAUCCAGACUAGUCUCCCAGUCCCUGCCACUGAAAAACAUUCCCACAGCAUGAUGCUGCCACCACCAUGCUUCACCGUAAGGACGGUGCCAGGUUUCCUCCAGACGUGACGCUUGGCAUUCAAAUUCUUAACGGGCUGUCAUGUGCCUUUUACUGAGGAGUGGCUUCCGUCUGGCCACUCUACCAUAAAGGCCUAAUUGGUGGAGUGCUACAGAGAUGGUUGUCCUUCUGGAAGGUUCUCCCAUCUCCACAGAGGAGCUCUGGAGCUCUGUCAGAGUGACCAUCGGGUUCUUGGUCACCUCCCUGACCAAGGCCCUUCUCCCCCGAUUGCUCAGUGUUCUUGGGGACCGCCAAUGCUGCAGAAAUGUUUUGGUACCCUUCCCCAGAUCUGAGCCUCGACACAAUCCUGUCUCGGCGCUCUACGGACAAUUCCUUUGACCUCAUGGCUUGGUUUUUGCUCUGACAUGCACUGUCAACUGUGGGACCUUAUAUAGACAGGUGUGUGCCUUUCCAAAUCAUGUCCAAUCAGUUGAAUUUAGCACAGGUGGACUCCAAUCAAGUUGUAGAAACAUCUCAAGGAUGAUCAAUGGAAACAGGAUGCAACUGAGCUCAAUUUCGAGACUCAUAGCAAAGGGUCUGAAUACUUAUGUAAAUAAGGUAUUUCAGUUUUUUAUUUAUAAUACAUUUGCAAAAAUGUCUAAACCUGUUUUUGCUUUGUCAUUAUGGGGUAUUGUGUAGAUUGAUGAGAGAAAAUAUAUAAUUUAAUCAAUUUUAGAAUAAGGCUGUAACGUAACAACAUUUGGAAAAAGUCAAGGGGUCUUAAUACUCUCUGAAUGCACUGUAGGCUGUUAUAUGUAGGCUAUAGAGAUGUUGACAGCUUGUCUUCUAGCAUUAUGCAAUGUAUCCUCAAACUAUCCCACACCUCUCAUGUCUUCCACAAUGACAUGCUCUCCCCCUCUCGCAUAAUAAUGACACAGGAAACGCAGAGUCAUGGUUGACAUUUGUUAUCAGAGAACCAUAUUGUUUACUGCAGUUAUCAGAAACAAAUUGCCUACCAACGACCCCAGCAACGACCCCAGUAAUGGACCUUUUGAAGGACAAGCUUGCAUUCUUGUAGAGAUAAAUAUCAUAGGCUUACUAUUACCACUCUAGUAGAGUUAUAUCUGUACUAUAAAUAUAAAAUGACAAAGCCUGUUGGUUCCAUGUAUACUACAAUGUUCAGUAGAAGGUCACUACAUGUUUGGACUGCAUUCCAUGGAACCUUCUAAAACACAAGUACAUACUGACCCACAAUGAUUAAAAUGAGCUUCCUAAGAGGGGCGUUUCUUUAUACAAUAUGUACACUCACAAUGUUCUCAGUGGAAAUUCACUUGGCAUGUUGAACUAUUUGAAUGGCACUGCAGGGAAACAUUGUGUAAUAUGUGUUUUAUCUUACAGUAGUUCCUUUGCACUCAGCUAAUCAUUAAUGCGUAAUAAAAGAUGAUUAUGUGACUGUCUUUCAUUUAUAUUCAAACCAAGUCUCCCAUGACGUUUGGGUCAAGUCACAGAGAAGACACAGACAGAAAGACCCAACCUUGGAGAUGGAGCUGGACCAAGGCAAGAUGGAUCAGGAGCCAGGCAGGCCCACAUGGAGUAGGCAGAUAGAGUUCACCCUGGCUGGGAUUGGCUGUGCUGUGGGGCUGGGGAACGUAUGGCGGUUCCCUUAUCUGUGUUACAGGAGUGGAGGAGGUGAGAGGACAUUUCCGAUAAGUCAGCCCUGAUAAAAGACUAAAACCCAAUGACUAUAUAGCAUAACCAGACUUACACCUUAUUCAUUUAUAUUGUUGAGAAUACAUAUGGUUGUGAAUGAAAGUUUUACAUUUGUCUGGGUAUAUGAUAGCAUGUUUUCUCUUGUCAUGUUGAUAGAAAAUGUCAGGGUGAUAUUAAUGGUUAGUACCGUGGAGGAAAGCAUAAUCUUAGAGUAGAGUUUUGUACUAUGGCAUAUGAUGAUGAUGAUGCACCACAUUUUAUACUGAGAUACUUGAAUAAUGCCAUAAUGACAUGCCACUUGUCACUGUCAUUGGUUAUGAAUACGAUUUUAUAGAAUUUUUGUUAUUAUAGAGAGAGAAUUAAGAAUUUUACCAGGUAUUACAUUUUGUCCAAUGAUCAGAAUUAAUUCAGAAUGGCAUAACAACAACAUGUAAUGUUUAAAUUAAAAUGACCUUAAACCCUGAGAACCUAACAAGCAAUUAUUUCUUUAUAAAGCUGCAAAAACACAACCUAACUCCUCGUCUGGAGGUUAAAAAGCCCAGUUAAUUCCGGCACGUGAGAGGCAAUGAGUUUGGAUGAGGGGGGUGAAUGACUUUAUUAAAGAUUAGACCUGGUCAGAUAUGCACCACUGACUCAACAACACAUGGCAUUGUUAAACUUGCUGUGAAAAUAUAACUUGGUGGCACAUUGACACGCUAGUCAAAACAUUUCCAUGUCUCCCUGUUUUCAAUGAUGAGAAGGGUACAGUGGGGAGAACAAGUAUUUGAUACACUGCCGAUUUUGCAGGUUUUCCUACUUACAAAGCAUGUAGAGGUCUGUCAUUUUUAUCAUAGGUACACUUCAACUGUGAGAGACGGAAUCUAAAACAAAAAUCCAGAAAAUCACAUUGUAUGAUUUUUUAAGUAAUUAAUUAGCAUUUUAUUGCAUGACAUAAUUAUUUGAUACAUCAGAAAAGCAGAACUUAAUAUUUGGUACAGAAACCUUUGUUUGCAAUUACAGAGAUCAUAUGUUUCCUGUAGGUCUUGACCAGGUUUGCACACUGCAGCAGGGAUUUUGGCCCACUCCUCCAUACAGACCUUCUCCAGAUCCUUCAGGUUUCGGGGAUGUCGCUGGGCAAUACGGACUUUCAGCUCCCUCCAAAGAUGUUCUAUUGGGUUCAGGUUUGGAGACUGGCUAGGCCACUCAAGGACCUUGAGAUGCUUCUUACGGAGCCACUCCCUUAGUUGCCCUGGCUGUGUGUUUCGGGUCGUUGUCAUGUUGGAAGACCCAGCCACGACCCAUCUUCAAUGCUCUUACUGAGAGAAGGAGGUUGUUGGCCAAGAUCUCCCGAUACAUGGCCCCAUCCAUCCUCCCCUCAAUACGGUGCAGUCGUCCUGUCCCCUUUGCAGAAAAGAAUCCCCAAAGAAUGAUGUUUCCACCUCCAUGCUUCACGGUUGGGAUGGUGUUCUUGGGGUUGUACUCAUCCUUCUUCUUCCUCCAAACAAGGCGAGUGGAGUUUAGACCAAAAGGCUCUAUUUUUUUCUCAUCAGACCACAUGACCUUCUCCCAUUCCUCCUCUGGAUCAUCCAGAUGGUCAUUGGCAAACUUCAGACGUGCCUGGACAUGCGCUGGCUUGAGCAGGGGGACCUUGCGUACGCUGCAGGAUUUUAAUCCAUGAUGGCGUAGUGUUUCUAAUGGUUUUCUUUAAGACUGUGGUCCCAGCUCUCUUUAGGUCAUUGAACAGGUCCUGCCGUGUAGUUCUGGGCUGAUCCCUCACCUUCCUCAUGAUCAUUGAUGCCCUACGAGGUGAGAUCUUGCAUGGAGCCCCAGACUGAAGGUGAUUGACCGUCAUCUUGAACUUCUUCCAUUUUCUAAUAAUUGCGCCAACAGUUGUUGCCUUCUCACCAAGCUGCUUGCCUAUUGUCCUGUAGCCCAUCCCAGCCUUGUGCAGGUCUACAAUUUUAUCCCUGAUGUCCUUACACAGCUCUCUGGUCUUGGCCAUUGUGGAGAGGUUGGGGUCUGUUUGAUUGAGUGUGUGGACAGGUGUCUUUUAUACAGGUAACGAGUUCAAACAGGUGCAGUUAAUACAGGUAAUAAGUGGAGAACAGGAGGGCUUCUUAAAGAAAAACUAACAGGUCUGUGAGAGACGGAAUUCUUACUGGUUGGUAGGUGAUCAAAUAAAGUGAGGGGAAAAAAGUAUUUGAUCCCCUGCUGAUUUUGUACGUUUGCUCACUGACAAAGACAUGAUCAGUCUAUAAUUUUAAUGGUAGGUUUAUUUGAACAGUGAGAGACAGAAUAACAACAAAAAAAUCCAGAAAAAUGCAUGUCAAAAAUGUUAUAAAUUGAUUUGCAUUUUAAUGAGGGAAAUAAGUAUUUGACCCCUCUGCAAAACAUGACUUAGUACUUGGUGGCAAAACCCUUGUUGGCAAUCACAGAGGUCAGACGUUUCUUGUAGUUGGCCACCAGGUUUGCACACAUCUCAGGAGGGAUUUUGUUCCACUCCUCUUUGCAGAUCUUCUCCAAGUCAUUAAGGUUUCGAGGCUGACGUUUGGCAACUCGAACCUUCAGCUCCCUCCACAGAUUUUCUAUGGGAUUAAGGUCUGGAGACUGGCUAGGCCACUCCAGGACCUUAAUGUGCUUCUUCUUGAGCCACUCCUUUGUUGCCUUGGCCGUGUGUUUUGGGUCAUUGUCAUGCUGGAAUACCCAUCCACGACCCAUUUUCAAUGCCCUGGCUGAGGGAAGGAGGUUCUCACCCAAGAUUUGACGGUACAUGGCCCGUCCAUCGUCCCUUUGAUGCGGUGAAGUUGUCCUGUCCCCUUAGCAGAAAAACACCUCCUCCAAACACGGCGAGUUGAGUUGAUGGCAAAGAGCUCGAUUUUGGUCUCAUCUGACCACAACACUUUCACCCAGUUACAUUUACAUUUACAUUUUAGUCAUUUAGCAGACACUCUUAUCCAGAGCGACUUACAGUUAGUGAGUGCAUACAUUAUUUUUUGUAUUUUCUUUUCAUACUGGCCCCCCGUGGGAAUCAAACCCACAACCCUGGCGUUGCAAACGCCAUGCUCUACCAACUGAGCUACAUCCCUGCCGGCCAUUCCUUCCCCUACCCUGGACAAUGCUGGGCCAAUUGUGCGCCGCCCCAUGGGUCUCCCAGUCGCGGCCGGCUACGACAGAGCCUGGAUAAUCCUGAACGACAGAGCCAGUUCUCCUCUGAAUCAUUCAGAUGUUCAUUGGCAAACUUCAGACGGGCCUGUAUAUGUGCUUUCUUGAGCAGGGGGACCUUGCGGGCGCUGCAGGAUUUCAGUCCUUCACGGCGUAGUGUGUUACCAAUUGUUUUCUUUGUGACUAUGGUCCCAGCUGCCUUGAGAUCAUUGACAAGAUCCUCCCGUGUAGUUCUGGGCUGAUUCCUCACCGUUCUCAUGAUCAUUGCAACUCCACGAGGUGAGAUCUUGCAUGGAGCCCCAGGCCGAGGGAGAUUGACAGUUCUUUUGUGUUUCUUCCAUUUGCGAAUAAUCGCACCAACUGUUGUCACCUUCUCACCAAGCUGCUUGGCGAUGGUCUUGUAGCCCAUUCCAGCCUUGUGUAGGUCUACAAUCUUGUCCCUGACAUCCCUGGAGAGCUCUUUGGUCUUGGCCAUGAUGGAGAGUUUGGAAUCUGAUUGAUUGAUUGCUUCUGUGGACAGGUGUCUUUUUUACAGGUAACAAACUGAGAUUAGGAGCACUCCCUUUAAGAGUGUGCUCCUAAUCUGAGAUCAUUACCUGUAUAAAAGACACCUGGGAGCCAGAAAUCUUUCUGAUUGGGAGGGUGUCAAAUACUUAUUUCCCUCAUUAAAAUGCAAAUCAAUAUAUAACAUUUUUGACAUGCGUUUUUCUGGAUUUUUUUGUUGUUAUUCUGUCUCUCACUGUUCAAAUAAACCUACCAUUAAAAUUAUAGACUGAUCAUGUCUUUGUCAGUGGGCAAACGUACAAAAUCAGCAGGGGAUCAAAUACUUUUUCCCUCACUGUACUUAUGUCAUGCAAUAAAAUGCAAAUUAAUUACUUAAAAAUCAUACAAUGUGAUUUUCUGGAUUUUUGACAUGCGUUUUUCUGGAUUUUUGUUGUUGUUAUUCUGUCUCUCACUGUUCAAAUAAACCUACCAUUAAAAUUACAGACCUCUACAUGCUUUGUAAGUAGGAAAACCUGCAAAAUCAGCAGUGAAUCAAAUACUUGUUCUCCCCACAAUAUAUGUUAAAAUGUUUGUUUAAAAUAAAAUAAUGUGGCUUCCCGGGUGGCGCAGCAGUCUAAAGCACUGCAUCGCAGUGUUGCGGCAUGACUACAGCCUGGGGUUCGAUCCCAGGCUGUGUCGCAACCGGCCGUGACUGGGAGUCCCAUAGGGCUGCGUACAAUUAGCCCAGCGUCGUCCGGGUUAGGGGAGGGUUUGGCCGAGGGGGCUUUACUUGGCUCAUCGCGCUCUAGCGACUCCUUGUGGCCUGCCGGGCGCCUGCAAGCUGAUUUCGGUCGUCAGUUUAAUGUAAUUUCCUCCGACACAUUGGUGCAGCUGGCUUCCAGGUUAAACGAGCGAGUGUUAAGAAGCGUGGCUUGGCGGGUCAUGUUUUGGAGGACGUAUGACUCGAUCUUCGCCUCUCCCGAGCCCGUUGGGGAGUUGCAGCGAUGAGACAAGAUCGUAAUUGGAUCGCAAUUGGAAAUCAUAAAAUUGGGGAGAAAAAGGGGGUAAAAUAAAAUAUGUACUUUUUUUAUUUUAUCUGAAGAGUUCUGAGGUAGAGAUCAGUAGUUGUAAAACAAACCAAUCAUACUCAAACAUGCACCCUCUAUCCUCUCCCUCUAGGCAAUUACAACACACUUCAGUCCCACUUGAGUCACUGUGUUGUUGAUAUAUUGCUGCUUUAUGUCCUGUUCAGGUGCAUUCCUGAUUCCCUACCUGCUGAUGCUGCUGGUGAUGGGGAUUCCUCUGCUCUACAUGGAGCUGAUUCUGGGACAGUACAUGAGGAGAGGGCCUGUUCAUGCCCUGGCUAAAGCCUGCCCGCUGCUCAAAGGUACUGAAGCGUGCAGUAUCUGUUCCCCCCCCACUACUGGAGCAUCAUUUUAGUGUAGAGUUUUUACAUAGUCAAACUAAAAAUAGCAUAGUCAAACUAAAACCGUCAGUCAAAUUUAAACCUAUGAAAUGGUGCUGGUGUCCAACAGGGUCAUAAACAUUUUGCUGACUCACUAGUGGAGGAAAGGAUGACCAUAAAUCAGGCUUUCCUCUUCCCUGCAGUUCAGUUAUAACUCUAGUCUAUGCAUAAGGUUGUAACUAACUAAGUAUUUUAAGAUUCAGGUAAGUUGUAAAUGACAAAAGUGACAAUGUUAUUUGCCCGUCCCUAAGGAGUGGGCCUUGCGACCGUGGCCAUCUCCUUCAUCAUGUCUACUUACUACAACAUCAUCAUCACAUGGGGUCUGUACUACCUGUUCAGCUCCUUCCAGAGCCCGCUGCCCUGGCAGAGCUGCAACAACACAUGGAACACCCCCAACUGCACCGAUCACGUAACCCCGAACACCAGCUCACACUCCUCCACCGCCAGCCAGCAGUUCUUUAAGUAGGUCUCAGUCUCACUAUGGGCUAGCCCAGAGCCAUACUCCUCUAUGUACACUCCACUAUGUAUUUAUUUGGACAUUUUUGCUAAAACUGUUAAUUUGGCUCUAUACUCUAGCAUUUUGGAUUUGAGAUCAAAUGUUGUAUACUGUAUGAGGCGACAGUACAGAAUGUCACCUUUUAUUUGAGGGUAUGUUCAUACACCUGUUUUACCGUUUAGAAGUGAAUGCACAAAUCACGUUUCAGGAGAAGACCCAGAUGCAGACAGUGUCGAAGUAACAAAAGUUUAUUACAAAAACAGGGGGCGGGUAAACGACAGGUCAAGGACAGGCAGAAGUCAGUAAUCCAGAUCAGAGUCCAAAAGGUACAGAACGGCAGGCAGUCUCAGGGUCAGGGCAGGCAGAGGUCAAUAAUCCAGGGUGAUGUGACAAGGUACAGAAUGUCAGGCAGGGUCAGGGCAGGCAGAAUGGUCAAAACCAGGAAAACUAAAAAACAGGAACUUGAGCAAGGGGAAAAAACGCUGGUAGGCUUGACGAAACAGGAGACAAAGGGCUGUGAGACAUGGGUUUGAUCCUAGACACAUGAAAAGUGGGAUGUAUACAGAGGGUACGGGGCAACAGAAGACGAACAGCAGAGGGGCUAAUUAUCUUGGAGAUGGGGAAAGGGCCGAUAAACCGGGGGGAAAGUUUGCGGGACUCCACCCGGAGGGGCAGAUCUCGGGUGGACAGCCAUACCUUCUGCCCGAGACGAUACUCGUAGUGACCGCUGGCCGUGUUGAAGGCAGUCUUCCACUCGUCCCCCUCCCGUAUCCGCACCAGGUGGUAGGUGUUCCGUAGGUCCAGCUUGGAGAAUACGUUGGCCCACUGGAGCGGCUCGAAGUUUGAGGAGAUGAGUGGUAGCGGGUAGCGUUUCUUCACCGUGAUGUCGUUGAGGCUCCGGUAGUCGAUGCCGGGUUAUCCGUCCUUCUGCCUCCCCCGCCUGGCGCAGGGUUCUUCUUUGUGGAGAAGAAGGACAAAACCCUGCGCCAGGCGUAGGAGGCAGAAGGACGGAUGAACCCGGCAGCUAGGGAGUCCUCAAUGUAGGUCUCCAUAGCUUUGGUCUCCGGACCCGACAGCGAGUACAGUCAUCCCCGGGGUGGAGUGGUGCCUGGAAGAAGGUUGACUCCGCAGUCGUAGGGUCGGUGAGUGGAAGUGAAGUGGCCCAGGCCUUACUGAACACCUCCCGGAGGUCCUGGUACUCUGCGGGAAUGGCGCAGAGGUCCGAGGCAACUUCCGAGCCCCCAGGAAGAUGUCCCGGGGCAGGUUGCGCUGACUUCAGGUUAUUGAGCAUGACAGAACGGGCUCCAGCCCAUGAUGGCACCAGUAGACCAGUCAAUAAAGGGGUUGUGUCGCUGGAGCCAAGAGAAACCCAAUACCACGGAUACCUGAGGAGACUUAAUUAGCAGGAAUUGGAUAAUCUCGCUGUGGUUCCCUGAUACUCGUAGGUUGAUGGGGUGGUAUUGUGGGUGACCUGGCCUAUAGAACGCCCGCCCGCCCAGCGCUCUAACGUCCAUGGGAAUGGAGAGGGGCUGAGUGGGGAUGCCCAUUAAAGGGUAGCGUCCAUAAAGCUCUCAUCGGCCCCAGAGUCGAUGAGUACACAGAGAGAUUUUGACUGGUUCCCCCACAGCAAGAUGUCAUGAAAGGGGGUGUGAUUAAGGGGAGAGGAAAAGUUAUCCGUUUGGCCCACCAGAGUACUCGCUCCUUCCGGUGCUCCUGGUAUUUUAGUGGACAGGUGGACACAAACUGACCAGUAGUCCCUCAAUACAGGCAACUCUUCAUGUGAAGCCUGUAUUGCCGUUCAGCUGGAGACAGCCUAGCUCUGCCCAGUUGCAACGGCUCGGGAAGAGGUGAAUCGGCAGACUUCGGAGACUCUCUGGGGAACUCGGGUAGCCUCUGGUUCUCUCGGCAACAGAGCCGUCUGGGACUUCCGGGAUGCCUCGGAGGCGAGGUGGAAUCCUUGGGCGGGCGAGUGGAAUCGGACUUCCUCUCCUUCCUUUGUUCCCGUAGUCGCCAAUCGAUCCGAAUGGUCAAGGUGAUGAGCGAGUCUAUCCGUCGUUAGUUCCCGGAAUGCAAGCUCGUCCUUUACUUCCUCCGAUACUCUGUGCAGGAACGUGUCGAACAGCGCUUCCGGGUUCUAGGCACACUCACCUGCCAACGUGCAGAAAUCCACUGCAUGGUCUGCCACACUGCGGGAUUCUUGCCGAAGUUGGAGUAACUUCCGGGCAGCCUCUCUCCCGAACAAUGGAACAUCGAAAACCUUCUUCACCUCCUGUAUGAACUCUUCCAGACUGAAGCAUACGGCCGACUGUUGUUCCCACACCGCCGUAGCCCAGGCGAGAGCCCUCCCGGACAUCAGUGUGAUGAGGUACGCUAUCUUAGAGCAGUCCGUCGGAAGGAGGAGGGCUGCAGCUCGAUGAUGAGCGAACACUGAGCGAGAAAAGCCCGACAGGUUCCCGACUCUCCAGCGAAGCGUUCCGGGGGAGGUAAGCGGGGUUGUAGGCUGCCUAACAGACAACCCGCGGAAUUCCUCCAGCAAUGUGUUAAACACUCGGUCAUGGCGUUCGGCCAAGGUCUGGAACCCUUCCAUGAGACCACGCAGCAACUCCUUGUGCCUACCAAUGGUGGCUCCUUGGGAGGAGAUGGCGUUGCGGAGCUGGUCCGAGUCUGCUGGGUCAGUCAUGGCCAGUUCGUACUAUCACGUUUCAGGAGAAGAACCAGAUGCAGACAGUGUCGAAGUAACAAAAGUUUAUUACAAAAACAAGGGGCAGGCAAACGACAGGUCAAGGGCAGGCAGAGGUCAGUAAUCAAGAUCAGAGUCCAGAAGGUACAGAACGGCAGGCAGUCUCAUGGUCAGGGCAGGCAGAGGUCAAUAAUCCAUGGUGGUGUGACAAGGUACAGAACGGCAGGUAGGCUCAGGGUCAGGGCAGGCAGAAUGGUCAAAACCGGGAAAACUAGAAAACAGGAACUUGAGAAAGACAGGAGCAAGGGGAAAAACACUGGUAGGCUUGACGAAACAAAACGAACUGGCAACAGACAAACAGAGAACCCAGGUAUAAAUACGCUGGUGAUAAUGGGGAAGAUGGGCGCCACCUGGAGGAGGGUGGAGACAAUCACGAAGGCAAGUGAAAAAGAUCAGGGUGUGACAGCACUUUAUGUAUCUAGUACCCCCAUUUGAAGGUGUUGUGAGUAUUUGGACAAAUUCAUUUAUAGUGUAUAAAAGUUUAGUUUUUGGUCCCAUAUUCCUAGCAUGCAAUGACUACAUCAAACUUGUGACUCUACAAACUUGUUGGAUGCAUUUGCAGUCUGUUUUGGUUGUUUUUCGGUUGUGUUUCGGAAUUAUGUUGUGCCCAAUAGAAAUGAAUGGGAAAUAAUGUAUUGUGUCAUUUUGGAGUCACUUUUAUUAUAAAUAAGAAUAUGUUGUUGAACACUUCUACAUUAAUGUGGAUACUACCAUGAUUACGGAUAAUCAUGAAUGAAUCGUUAAUAAUGAUGAGUGAGAAAGUUAGAUGCAUUCGGAAAGUUAUACAGUGCAGGUAGCUUAGUGGUUAAGAGUGUUGUGCCAGUAACCGAAAGGUCGCUGGUUCUAAUCCCCGAGCCAACUAGGUGAAAAAUCUGUCGAUGUGCCCUUGAGCAAGGCACUUAACCCUAAUUGCUCAUGUAAGUCGCUCUGGAUAAGAGCGUCUGAUAAAUGACAAAAAAUAAAUAAAUAAAAAUAUUCAGACCCCUUGACUUUUUCCAAAUUUUUUAUGUUACAGCCUUAUUCUAAAAUGGAUUAAAUAACACAUAUUCCUCGUCAAUCUACGCACAAUACCCCAUAAUCACAAAGCGAAAACAGGUUUUUAGAAAUGUUUGCAAAAAACAGAAAUACCUUAUUUACAUAAGUAUUCAGACCCUUUGCUAUGAGACUCGAAAUUGAGCUCAGGUGCAUCCUGUUUCCAUUGAUCAUCCUUGAGAUGUUUCUACAACUUGAUUGGAGUCCACCUGUGGUAAAUUCAAUUGAUUGGACAUGAUUUGGAAAGGCACACACCUGUCUAUAUAAGGUCCCACAGUUGACAGUGCAUGUCAGAGCAAAAACCAAGCCAUGAGGUCAAAGGAAUUGUCCGUAGAGCUCCGAGACAGGAUUGUGUCGAGGCACAGAUCUGGGGAAGGGUACCAAAACAUUUCUGCAGCAUUGAAAGUCCCCAAGAACACAGUGUCCUCAAUCAUUCUUAAAUGGAAGAAGUUUGGAACCACCAAGACUUUCAGAAGGACAACCAUCUCUGCAGCACUCCACCAAUCAGGCCUUUAUGGUAGAGUGACCAGACGGAAGCCAGUCCUCAGUAAAAAGGCACAUGACAGCCCGCUUGUAGUUUGCCAAAAGGCACCUAAAGGACUCUCAGACCAUGAGAAACAAGAUUCUCUGGUCUGAUGAAACCAAGAUUUAACUAUUUGGCCUGAAUGCCAAGCGUCACGUCUGGAGGAAACCUGGCACCAUCCCUAUGGUGAAGCAUGGUGGUGGGAGCAUCAUGCUGUUGGGAUAUUUUUCAGCGGCAGGGACUGGGAGACGAGUCAGGAUCGAGGGGAAAGAUGAACGAAGCAAAGUACAGAAAUGAAAACCUGCUCCAGUGCGCUCAGGACCUCAGGCUGGGGCGAAGGUUCACCUUCCAACACUACAAUGACCCCAAGCUAACAGCCAAGACAAUGCAGGUAUGGCUUCAGGACAAGUCUCUGAAUGUCCUUGAGUGGUCCAGCCAGAGCCCGGACUUUAACCCGAUCAAACAUCUCUGGAGAGACCUGAAAAUAGCUGUGCGUUGGCGCUUCCCAUCUAACCUGACAGAGCUUGAGAGGAUCUGCAGAGAAUAAUGGGAGAAACUCCCCAAAUAUAGGUGUGCCAACCUUGUAGGGUCAUACUCAAGAAGACUCAAGGCUGUAAUCGCUGCCAAUGGUGCUUUAACAAAGUACUGAGUAAAGGGUCUGAAUACUUAUGUAAAUGUAAUAUUUCAGUUUUUUUGUUUUAAAACAUUUUCAAAAUGUAUACAAACCUGUUUUUGCUUUGUCAUUAUGGGGUAUUGUGUGCAGAUUGCUGAGGGAAAAAACUAUUGAAUCCAUUUCAGAAUAAGGCUGUAAUGUAAAAGUCAAGGAGUCUGAAUACUUUCCGAAUGUAAUGUAUGUAGAUACCAGACAACAACGUUUCAAUUAAGCCUCUAAAAUUGAUAAAUCAACAUAUCCACAAGCAACUGGGAGGGUGUGAGUGAUCAGUAAUGUACAAUAGCGAACCAAUCAGUUGGUAAAGCGACGCAACGACACAAAUCCAAUAAGCCAUGGCUUCCCUCAGAGGAAAAGACGAUCAACUUGGAGGCACAAACGAGAGUUAUGAACAGUUAAAGGCGAUCCAGGAAAACUUAGCUAAAAUGCUCUCAAUGCACACCAAAACAAACAAACUGCAACAAUAUGUUAUUAAAAAGUAGAUUAGCUCGAAAAUAAAGAGGUUAUCGUGUCAGACACGCACAAACACGGUGUGUGCAUGAACGAACAAGAUAACAAAAUAUGCCUUUUGGAAACAAAGUUGCAAACUUUAGAAGAUGAAUUGGACCAUUAAGAAAACAGAAUAAGACAAAACAACAUGAGAAUAUUGUCCUUACUAGAGGACGAGGCAAAAGGAGACCUUUCCAGCUACGUGGUCAAACUGAUAUCAGAGGAACUUGACGUGGAUAUAUCACCAGAAGAUCUUGAAGGAUGCCAUAGGAUCGGCGUGAAACAGAAGAAUGUUAAAUACCCACGCAUGGUAACCUUCAAACUGUGGAACUAUCAGACCAAAAUAAACAUUCUGAGGGCACAGUGGGGAAAGGAGAUCAAAAUCCACAGUCAGUCCAUUCGAUUCGUCCAGCACCUGUCUGCUAAGCUGAGAGAGAGACGCAAGGAAUACAUUCCAAUAAGAUAGUCACUUGAGGAAAAGUCUCAACUCUGCUUCCCGGCAGUGCUGUGGGAAGGGAACGCAAAGGAUGGAAUUCACAAGCCCCAAUGAAGCCCUAAUCAAGCUACACGAAAUGUUCCUAGAAACCUUCCCAGUUGAAGUAGGAGAGCCCCCUGCUCUGAGAAGAGGACGAAAUAGGAAAAAACGAUGAGCACACUAGGCUACAUACAGUGAUUACUAAGACCAGCUUAUCGUAAGUUGAGACCAUAUCCUUUCCUCCUUCCCCCAAUACAAUCUAUACUCUACAUUCCCCAAAGUAACAAUAGAAGUAGCCGAUGCCAAUGGGCUACAUGGACACUGAAAAUACAAUUCAAAGGUGGAAAUGUAGAAUGUAUGUCAAUAACUGUUCUAUGGAUGUGUGUGUAGAUGUGUAUGUGAUUGUGUAUAUGAAUGGGAGUGUGAGGGAUGGUGAAUAUGAAUAUGUGUAGAAUGGUGGGAGAGAAUUGGUGUAUGGAUGCAUAGGGUAUAUGUUGGGGGGAAAUGAAUGAGAAUUGAUGAGUAAGUCGAUGUAUGGGUGUAAGUGUGUCAGAGGUAGGGAGGGUGGGAAAAGAUGGGAGGUUGGGACAAGCUUAGCUUGGGUGGGCAAGGAUGGGAGGUUGGGACAAGCUUGGCAAGGGUGGGUAAGGAUGGGAGAUUGGGACAAUCUUGGCUUGGGUGGGGUAAAGGUGGGAUAAAACAGGGAAGGGGAGGUGGAGAGGCGGAGAGGGAUGGGUUUGGCUUGGGAGAGGGAGAGGGAGAAGAAAGGAUUUAACUACAGUGCCUUCAGAAAGUAUUCAUAUCUCUUGACUUAUUUCACAUUUUGUUGUGUUACAGCCUGAAUUCAAAAUGGAUUAACCUUUUGACGCGUAAGUUCUAAAUAUUAAUAACAGCCCUUACAGCGUGAGUUAUUUUUGCACGCAGUACCAGAAUUCUAUGCUGCUGUUUUAGAAUUUGAUUGUUGCAUUUUGCCACUAUUCUCUGCACCCCUCACUCCAUCAAGACUGCAAUAUCUGCUUCAUAUGAGGCUUUAUAAAACAAAUCCUUUCUUCUUAUAGUAGUAGCAGCGAAUAUCUAUAGUAUUAUUAAUAAUUGUAUAAUUAUUAUUAUCAUCUAUAUUAGAUGUAUUAUUAUCUGAAAGAGGCUUUGGUAUUAGCCUGUCUGAGGGACUGCGUGUGUGAGAUAGGGUGGGAAACCUGAGGUGCAACAUUUGCACAUAAAUCAUUCAAUCUAACCCAUAACACAUUAACCACCUAGACAACAUAUUGACUUGAACAAGGAAGAGAGAAAAUACGUUUAAUACUUUCACACCACCCUUGAUGAAAAUGAGAUUGGGGCAAGGACCACCAAGCCCCUACUGUCAAUGUCCCAAUUGUGGUUAGCCCAAGCUAAUAAUAACCUCCCUAGAUUCCCACAAAUACUGGAUUCCCACAAAUACUUAAUUAGUUUCCAAAAAACACCUGCAGGAUGAGCAGUGUACCCGCCCCUCACUUUGUGCUCUCCUCACAGUUUACGGGCAGCUCUGUCUCUCCUUCUCACCUUUCCGAAUCAUAAUUAGAACUAUUGAUAAAUUAUCCAACCCAAAUUUGGUAUGACCGUCCCUAGUGCUUCACGUUGAGUCUAUCACACAAAUUUAAGGUCCUCAACUUAGCACACACCAACAAUGGCAGAAUGUACAUUGACAUACAGUAUAUUUAUCUUUAUAUUUCUAGCAUUAACCUUUCUCAUCACGGCCCCCAUAAUGACAGAUCGGUAUCUCAAUGCAUUUUUGGUCUAAAAUACUAUACAUUUCGCAGUGUGCAGACCCCCACAAUCAACCUGAUACCCCACAUGAACAAUUUUGGACAAGCCUAAAUCAAUUACAGGCACGGUUGACCACUCCCCUCCCUCCCGGCACUCAUUCUUCUGGCUUUUCUUCAUUUUCUUCUUCAGAUAACUUUACAGUUCAUCCUCCCAAUGGAACACAUAUAACUCAUGCAUGUCAAAGUGGAUGGCCCUUGAUAAUGUCCCGAUUUCAAUAUCUGGAGAAUAAUCUGAUUUUCCCUAGCGAACGAAUCUCUCACCUAAGCCACCACCACCAUCCUUUAUGGUCCAUUCUGUCUUGUCCAUUUUCUAACCAGUACACCAGCAGCAUGAGAGAAGUUUAGAUGUGGUCUCUCUCCAUGCUCACUCCACUUGGACGGUCUCGGGACUCAUGACGCACUCCUGAGAAACAAGGCAGUUGAUAGCUUCAACUGGAUGCUGUACACCGGUUGCUGACUCAGACUCAGGUCUCAGGUAGAAGUGGUGAAGGACAGGGCCAUAGUGAACGCCAUAACUUCAGCCGAGGGGGGUGAGGCUCACACUGUUCUCGGUCGAAUUAUCCCUUUCAUGCAUCUAGAUACCAUCUGUGGUCACCUUCGCCAUAACCUCAAGAGGGGACAGACCAGAACAACAGUUUAGGGCAUUUCUGAUUCAGGAAAUCUAGACAAACUAUUCACUGUAUGACAAAUGAUUACAUUCCCAAUAUUCUUAAUACAAAUUUCUAAGACAAAUCUCAAAGAGAAUAACAACACACUAUUGAAACCAUUUAGCAAAUUGGCUUAUACUCCCCUAUCAUAUUGGCGACCUCACUGCAGAGUUACAUGGUCAGGGAGAUAGAGAGCUAACCCUUAGGGAGACAUCCCGACCAUACAGCAGACCCAAUCUGAUGAGAUUUGUUAUUGAAGCAAGACAAAAACAAACAAAACAAAACAACAGCAAUACACAUAUCACUCGAGGUGUGGAAAACCUCAAUCCAUUUGGAGUAACUGUCAACCAUUACCAACAUAUAUUUGUUCCUUUUACAGGCAGGCUUGAAGAAAAUCAAUUUGCAUAUUUACCAAAGGGCCCAAGGGGACUGGUAAUUCCCCCUUUGGACACAUGACUCACAUCGUGAUUCAUGCGUCCAAAAAACAUCAACAACAUUGCCUGUUAAAUCAAAAUAACAGAUAAAAUUAAAAUUACAACCCUUGAUAACCCAAUCUCAACUUAAUUGUAUCCCAUAACGUAAUUCAAGGAAUAGUAAAAUAGACUAGAGACAGGUGUCCCUCAUUCAGGGGCAGCACUCUCUCUCUGUCCUUCUCGUGGUUCCGAAUCACACAUAGGACUAUUGUUAAAUUAUAAUCUUUUUCCUAAUCAUUAGUAUUUACAUAGCCCAUUUAAAUCUCACCCAAUGUCUCUCUCUAGUCUUUCUAGUGUGGGUGAUCAGGUCUCACCAGAAAGUCAGAAGAGGUCAGAGUUCAUUCAACCCCAUUAAGUGAGUGUGUCUUUCCCUUUUCUUCCCCUGUACCUCAGACAUUAUUUAAAGACAUUUCAAACAUUUAGUGUACCAGAUUUAUAUUGGGUUUUUCAGUACAUUUCUUAUCAGGGGAAUUUACAGUGGGGAAAAAAAGUAUUUAGUCAGCCACCAAUUGUGCAAGUUCUCCCACUUAAAAAGAUGAGAGAGGCCUGUAAUUUUCAUCAUAGGUACACGUCAACUAUGACAGACAAAAUGAGAAAAGAAAAUCCAGAAAAUCACAUUUUAGGAUUUUUAAUGAAUUUAUUUGCAAAUUAUGGUGGAAAAUAAGUAUUUGGUCAAUAACAAAAGUUUCUCAAUACUUUGUUAUAUACCCUUUGUUGGCAAUGACACAGUUCAAACGUUUUCUGUAAGUCUUCAAGGUUUUCACACACUGUUGCUGGUAUUUUGGCCCAUUCCUCCAUGCAGAUCUCCUCUAGAGCAGUGAUGUUUUGGGGCUGUCGCUGGGCAACACAGACUUUCAACUCCCUCCAAAGAUUGUCUAUGGGGUUGAGAUCUGGAGACUGGCUAGGCCACUCCAGGACCUUGAAAUGCUUCUUACGAAGCCACUCCUUCGUUGCCCGGGCGGUGUGUUUGGGAUCAUUGUCAUGCUGAAACACCCAGCCACGUUUCAUCUUCAAUGCCCUUGCUGAUGGAAGGAGGUUUUCACUCAAAAUCUCACGAUACAUGGCCCCAUUCAUUCUUUCCUUUACACGGAUCAGUCGUCCUGGUCCCUUUGCAGAAAAACAGCCCCAAAGCAUGAUGUUUCCACCCCCAUGCUUCACAGUAGGUAUGGUGUUCUUUGGAUGCAACUCAGCAUUCUUUGUCCUCCAAACACGACGAGUUGAGUUUUUACCAACAAGUUCUAUUUUGGUUUCAUCUGACCAUAUGACAUUCUCCCAAUCCUCUUCUGGAUCAUCCAAAUGCACUCUAGCAAACUUCAGACGGGCCUGGACAUGUACUGGCUUAAGCAGGGGGACACGUCUCGCACUGCAGGAUUUGAGUCCCUGGCGGCGUAGUGUGUUACUGAUGGUAGGCUUUGUUACUUUGGUCCCAGCUCUCUGCAGGUCAUUCACUAGGUCCCCCCGUGUGGUUCUGGGAUUUUUGCUCACCGUUCUUGUGAUUAUUUUGACCCCACGGGGUGAGAUCUUGCGUGGAGCCCCAGAUCGAGGGAGAUUAUCAGUGGUCUUGUAUGUCUUCCAUUUCCUAAUAAUUGCUCCCACAGUUGAUUUCUUCAAACCAAGCUGCUUACCUAUUGCAGAUUCAGUCUUCCCAGCCUGGUGCAGGUCUACAAUUUUGUUUCUGGUGUCCUUUGACAGCUCUUUGGUCUUGGCCAUAGUGGAGUUUGGAGUGUGACUGUUUGAGGUUGUGGACAGGUGUCUUUUAUACUGAUAACAAGUUCAAACAGGUGCCAUUAAUACAGGUAACGAGCGGAGGACAGUGGAGCCUCUUAAAGAAGAAGUUACAGGUCUGUGAGAGCCAGAAAUCUUGCUUGUUUGUAGGUGACCAAAUACUUAUUUUCCACCAUAAUUUGCAAAUAAAUGCAUAAAAAAAUCCUACAAUGUGAUUUUCUGGAGAAAAAAAUUUCUCAAUUUGUCUGUCAUAGUUGACGUGUACCUAUGAUGAAAAUUACAGGCCUCUCUCAUCUUUUUAAGUGGGAUAACUUGCACAAUUGGUGGCUGACUAAAUACUUUUUUUCCCCACUGUACAUGUGUGCAACCAAAACUCUGACAAAAUAAACUUCAAAAAAUGUCAUUUAUGUGCCCUUUACGGUGCAUCCUUUCUCACCUGUGAAGAACCCACUAAAACUAAUAAAAAGACCCCACACAAUAAAUCAGACACUGUAUUAACAUCAUAAACAAAUAUUAAUAACAGGUGGAUUGUGUGUACGUGUGCUGAUGUGUGUAGGGCGUAAACAAACAAAUGUACAGGCCUUACUUAAUUGGGAGCUCUCUUUACGGCCGGAUCUGGGUACCUUUAUACUUAAUAGAGCUGCAGAAUUUCACUAUUUGCUCUCCCAAGGCAACAGCCUCGGGAAACAUUUCAAAGGGAGAGAUAGGGACACCCCAUCCUCUCCUAGAAGAGAAAAUAAACAUUGAGUUAGUUUUCACUUUGCCAAAUCUUAAUCAGUAACAAAAUGUUUUAGUUACAGACAAAACAAAACAUGAUGACUUCUGUUCACAGGGAGGCCACUGUCCUCACUCCACUCUUUAAUCAUUUGUGUACUAACUGUAAGUCGCUCUGGAUAAGAGCGUCUGCUAAAUGACUAAAAUGUAACAUGUAAUGUGUUUUAAUCCAUCCCAACGUUUACUGUAUAUACUAUCAAUCUCUGUUGGAUAUUCACUAUUUGCUUCACACUCAUUAAUGUCUACUAUUUAAAGAUUAAUAUGCACUAAACCGAGACAGAUCUACUCUUUAACAAAAUUUUAAAAGGUAAUUUUAGGUUUGGUAACCCCAAUGACACAAUUUCUUUGUUAAACUCUACAAUUACAAUUGUUUCUUUAACUCUCCAAACAAUUACUCACAAUAUUACUCCACUCUAAUAACAAUUGUUUCUUUAUCUCUACAAACUAGUUUUCACAAUAUUAAUUACACUCUAAUUUCUCAUGAGGACCCCUCCUCCCUUUUGUCAAUUCUGUAAAUCUAUUUCAGAAUAAGACGGAAUAAAAUGUCUCACGAAAUUAAAAUCCCCCCACGGUUUUCUGAGCUUGCGAGGAGUGUUUGGUCGUGCCAAUUGUAAUUUGUUACCUUUUAGAAUCCAUUGGCCUGGAAUUUCGCAAAGUCGGUUCUACCCCCGCUACGAUAACGAAUGA